AUGCGCCGAACAGCACACCUAGCGAAACAUCACGUCCAACACACCCCAACUAUUCCAAAUAGGACAAGGACCUACUCUACAGCACAUUUCUACCAGAACCGACAACUUGAGCUGUAUGCAUCCAAAGAAGCGCGUCGGCUCAGUCUGCGGCAACUCGUCUUUUAUGGACGCUCUAUGACCGAGGAGAGACUCAUUCAAAGCGCAAACUAUGUACGGUCUGAGCUGCCGGUUCGAAUAGCCCAUCGCAUUCGAGACUUGCAAGCACUCCCAUAUGUUGUUGUCACCCAGGAAGGAGUCAAUAAGGUCUAUGAGCUAUAUUGGCAAGCGUUCGAGAAGUAUCGCCGCUUCCCGGAGAUUAAGACCCUCGAAGACAACGAGAAAUUCUGCGAAUUCACCCGUGCAUUGCUGGACACCCAUCGAGCCGUAAUUCCCAGUCUAUCUCUCGGCCUCUCGUUGUCUUCCCCCCACCUUCCCCCGGAUCAACUCGACGCAUUCAUGCGACGAAUGCUGGUGUCCCGCAUGUCGCGCCGCGUGUUGGCACACCACCAUAUCGCGCUGUCGGAUGCCUAUAACGGGAGGGACACCGAUGAUGCUGGCGAAAGCCAUGUCGGCGUCAUCUACACUGGACUCAGUCUGGGAAAGAGUGUUCGCAAGGUCGCCAGCAUUCUUCGUGAAGCUGAAGGCUCGCAAAUGGUUUGGCCGGAGGUGCUCUUGGAGGGACAUCUGGACGCGAAAUUCAGUUAUAUCAAGGAACACCUGGAGUAUAUCAUCUUUGAGCUCCUUAAGAAUGCGAUGCAAGCUACAGUUGCUCGACAUAGCGGUAGCUCGAGCCUGCCUCCCAUACUUGUGACCGUAGUUGCCGGCGCCGACGACAUCAGUAUGCGCAUAUCAGAUCAGGGUGGCGGCUUGAUGGACCCUCAUAUCAGUUCUCCAGCCGACCUAUUCUCCUUCUCGCAUGUGCGUAAUGCGACACGUCUCGAGAACGAGCGUCUCGGCUACCUACGUACAGCAAGCGCCAGCCCGUCCGGAAUGGUCGCUACCGUAGAGGAGGUCGUUGACCGAUGGCAGAAGGAUGUCCGGUCACGCAGUGAUCCAGAAUUGGAUGCUGGCGUCGGACAUCAUCCCAGGUUGGGCAUUGGGCUGCCGAUGAGCAACAUAUUUGCGAGUUACUUCGGCGGUUCCCUUGAACUAUUAUCCAUGAACGGAUGGGGCACGGACGUUUAUCUACGCUUGCCGAAACUGGGGACGAACCUUGAAGGCAUUGAGUUCUGA
Molecule: messenger RNA, 1272 nt
Organism: Peniophora sp. CBMAI 1063
Lineage: Eukaryota; Fungi; Basidiomycota; Agaricomycetes; Russulales; Peniophoraceae
Source: the annotation of a GenBank genome assembly